UCUUAUUUUUCCCGAAUUAACUCUAUUUCUUUCUACUUUUCCUGACAUUGCAGAAGACGAACUCAAAAUGGCACACACAUUUCAACAAGAAUACAUGGAAAUGCCACCAAUCACUAGAGCUUAUACAACAGCAUGUGUGUUAACAACAAUCGCUGUUCAACUUGACAUUAUUUCACCGCUUCAGAUCUACUUUAACCCAGAUGCAAUAUUUUCAAAGUAUCAGAUAUGGCGGCUUGUCACAAACUUCAUGUAUUUUGGUCCGAUUGGUUUUAACUUCCUAUUCAACAUUAUAUUUGCAUACCGCUACUGUCGAAUGCUUGAGGAGGGGUCAUUUCGGAACAAAACAGCUGAUUUUUUUUUCAUGAUUUUGUUUGGAUGUACAUUAAUGAUUGUAUUAGGUUUUUUUGUAAACAUAGUAUUUUUAGGUAGUGCCUUUACCAUCAUGUUAGUCUAUUUGUGGAGUCGUCGUAAUCCCUAUGUCAGAAUGAAUUUCUUUGGGUUGAUGACAUUCCAUGCACCAUAUCUGCCAUGGGUUUUGCUUGGUUUCUCGGUUUUGCUGGGAAAUUCUGUCAUGGUUGAUUUGAUGGGAAUUGCUGUGGGUCAUAUCUAUUACUUUUUGGAAGAUGUCUUUCCACAGCAACCAGGAGGAUUUAAAAUUCUUAGAACUCCAUGGUUUUUGACCUACCUCCUAGAUGGUCCCCCUGAAGAUCCCAACUACAACCCACUCCCAGAGGAUCGACCCGGGGGAUUUAACUGGGGUGAGGCACAAAGACCACCCCAACAAAACGGUGAAAAUUGA
Messenger RNA from Saccostrea echinata, 799 nucleotides. RefSeq names its product derlin-2-like. Gene Ontology annotation, cellular component: endoplasmic reticulum membrane; Hrd1p ubiquitin ligase ERAD-L complex. NCBI's taxonomy places the organism in Eukaryota, Metazoa, Mollusca, Bivalvia, Ostreida, Ostreidae. The record is from RefSeq and is a predicted model, not a curated record. The coding region runs from base 68 to 799 and encodes 243 amino acids. Gene Ontology annotation, biological process: endoplasmic reticulum unfolded protein response. Gene Ontology annotation, molecular function: ubiquitin-specific protease binding; misfolded protein binding. The transcript is spliced from 6 exons.